GAGCCGGGGCCACAGUGGGAAGGAGACAGAGAGGAGAGGCAGAGAUAUAGAGGCAAUAUUCAGUGUGUGUGUGUGUAGCAGCCAGUAAUUACAUCCCAGCGUCUGAACCAAUCAAGAGCCACACAGAGACAGAGAGAGAGAGAGAGAGAUACAGAGGGAGGAAGCCCAUUUAGAUUCCCAGUCUAUUCCCAGGCAAAGAGGUAGACAGUGUGCUUAUUGAAUCAGAGUCAGAGAGAAGGAGCGGAAGUGUUUUCUUUGGAGCGCCACAGCUCUUCCUUUCUCAUAUUUGCCGAGUCUUGCUGGGUGAGAGCAGAUGGACAAGAUGAACCACAGCUCAGCUGAGGCAGAGGCUGAAACCAUAGAACCACUGCGUUACCUCAGUAAAGGGGAGGCGGCAGCUAUCGAGAACGAGCUACUGAGGGACUACAGGUUUGGACAGCAGCAGCUGAUAGAGAUUUGGGGACAAGCGUGCGCCCUCGCCAUCACUAAGGCCUACCCUCUCAGCUCUCUAGCAAAGAAGCAGCCAACAGUGCUGGUGAUUUGUGGUCCAGAUCAAAACGGCUCCAUUGGCCUGGUGUGUGCCCGACACCUGCGCAUAUAUGAAUAUGAGCCCACCAUCUACCACCCCAAACGCUCCUCUCAGAGUUUACACCAGGACUUCACAGUUCAGUGUGAGAAGAUGGACAUCCCUUUCCUCUCCUAUUUACCCACAGAGGUGCAGCUCAUAAACGAUGCCUACAACCUAGUGAUUGAUGCCAUGAUGGGCCCAGAUGCAGACUGCACCAACAUUAAGGAGCCCUACCCUGGUAUUCUGGUCACCCUGAAGCAAGUCAAGAUCCCCAUUGCCAGUGUGGAUGUGCCCUCAGGUUGGGAUGUAGAAGAACCAAGUCAGGAUGGCAUUACCCCAGAAGUUCUAAUCUCACUCACAGCACCAAAGAAGUGCGCCAUGAGUUUCUCGGGGAAGCAUUUCUUGGCCGGACGCUUCCUGCCCUAUGACAUCCAGAAAAAAUAUGAGCUUAACCUCCCAGACUACCCUGGCACAGACUGUCUCAUAGAAUUGUAACACAUGGGAAACAUAAGAGCCAGUGUGGCCACACCUCAUUUUCAAAAGAAAAACAACAACAUAUGGUUAAUCUAUUCUCUUGUUUUGCAUUUUCUAGAUUGUUAAUGUGAUUUAAUGUUAACAGCUCAGUUGUGUAGAUUCAGGCUACACCUUAGCCAAAUGUGCUGUUGAGCUAAAGUAGAUGGAUAAUAUUUAGAACCUGUGGUUUGAGUUAUGUCUUUUAGGGAAUGGCAUGAGGAGUUUUUGUGUCAGUCUACUUGUAAAAGCUGUAGCAUAACACUGUUUUCUGAGUACCUGGCAAAAGACAGACAUUUCUUUUUCCACAGUCAGCAAAGAGAGAUGAAUUUUCUAUGACGCCAACCACUGGAAUGUUUUUUUUCUUUAAACUUUUUUAAUGUUCAUGUUCGGUUGCUUUUAUGUUUAACCUUCUGAAGUGUGCCGCUGAGAUGCGAUGUUGUGUUGGUUGGUUGGUUGGUUGGCCAUUUAGAACUUUCUGUUCCUGUGUUUUUGGUUUGUUUGGUCAGCCUGCACUUCUGCAUUACUUUUGUUUCGGUUACUUCAUUAGCUGUUACAAAAGGCCCAGACAGUUCUUGUUGUCCAAUAAAAAAGUCAU
Molecule: messenger RNA, 1676 nt
Organism: Epinephelus moara (kelp grouper)
Lineage: Eukaryota; Metazoa; Chordata; Actinopteri; Perciformes; Serranidae
Gene: yjefn3
Product: YjeF N-terminal domain containing 3
Exons: 6
Coding region: 314-1063 (249 amino acids)
Cellular component (GO): mitochondrion
Molecular function (GO): NAD(P)HX epimerase activity
Source: RefSeq, a predicted model, not a curated record